CUGCGGUUCGCUGCGCGGAUCCUGCAGUCCUGUGCGCGCGGCGCGCGGCUCGGGAGAGGUGCCCGCGGCCGGGGGCGGCGCGCACCGUCUCUUUCGCUCUCGGAGUGCUGCUUUCUCCCCGCGACUGCUUGCACCUUUUCAGCGCUCAGGUGAGCACCGGAGGCUGUUGCUUCUCUGGCUUCGGAGCAGAGACGGGAAAGCUUUUUGGAAAGCGAGGCGGCUGCAGCUGGCUCAGGGAACGUUGGGGCUCCCUUCUGGGGACUGUUAGAGCCUUGUCACCUGGGGAAUGUGUGCUGCGUGGGGGGAAACCCACAGUCCGGAGUAGGAACUCCCUCGCUUGUUCUGCAGAGAGUGUGGCGGUGAGGAGCUCGUACAGCCUUGCAGGUGUCGUAGUAAUGCUUUGAAGCACGAUAGGCAUGGCCAGGUUGCUGGGGUAACUCCUCCGGGGAACCCGGAGCGGGCGGCCGGAUUACGAUAGCUGUUAGUCAACAACAGCCUGGCAGCUGGCAGGUGAAACAGGAAGGAAGUGGAAGGCCCAGCUGUAGAAAGUUGGGGUUCGGUGAUACGGAACCUAGCCAGAUCGGGGCCCAGCCUUGUCUUGGAUUAUCUGAAGCAAUGGCAAUCCCACGGGGGAGAACAAAGAAAAAAGCAUCUUUUGAUCAUUCUCCAGAUAACCUUCCUUUGAGGAGUUCCGGUAGGCAGGCAAAGAAAAAAGCAACGGAGAUGGCAGAUGAGGAUGAAGACGGUGGGUCAGAGAAGAAGUACAGGAAAUGUGAAAAGGCAGGCUGUACAGCAACAUGUCCUGUGUGCUUUGCAAGUACUUCUGAAAGAUGUGCCAAGAAUGGCUACACCUCCCGUUGGUAUCACCUCUCCUGUGGGGAGCAUUUCUGUAACGAAUGCUUUGACCAUUACUACAGAAGCCAUAAAGAUGGAUAUGACAAAUAUACUACUUGGAAAAAAAUAUGGACUAGCAAUGGAAAAACUGAACCUAGUCCCAAAGCUUUCAUGGCAGACCAACAGCUCCCCUACUGGGUUCAAUGUACGAAACCUGAGUGUAGAAAAUGGAGGCAACUUACCAAGGAAAUCCAGCUUACUCCACAGAUAGCAAAGACCUACCGCUGUGGUAUGAAACCAAAUACAGCUGCUAAGCCUGAGACCCCAGAUCAGUGUUCCCUCCCAGAAGAUCUAAGAGUGUCGGAAGUUUCCAACCAUUGGUGGUACUCCAUGCUCAUUCUACCUCCUUUGCUGAAAGACAGCGUGGCAGCACCCCUGCUCUCUGCCUACUACCCCGACUGCGUUGGCAUGAGCCCCUCCUGCACCAGCACAAACCGCGCAGCCAGCGAAGCCAGCCCGGGGAAGCUGGAGCACCCCAAGGCAGUCCCCUCUGUGCUGGUUCCAGGCAUGAACCGGUACUUCCAGCCUUUCUACCAGCCCAAUGAGUGCGGCAAAGCCCUCUGCGUGCGGCCAGACGUGAUGGAGCUGGAUGAGCUCUAUGAGUUCCCAGAGUAUUCUCGAGACCCCACCAUGUACCUGGCCUUGAGGAACCUCAUCUUGGCCCUGUGGUACACUAACUGCAAAGAAGCUCUUACUCCUCAUAAAUGUAUUCCUCACAUCAUUGUCCGGGGUCUCGUGCGCAUUCGAUGUGUUCAAGAAGUCGAGAGGAUACUUUAUUUUAUGACGAGAAAAGGUCUCAUCAACACAGGCGUUCUCAGCAUCGGCACCGACCAGCACCUUCUUCCUAAAGAUUACCACAGUAAAUCAGUCAUCAUUGUCGGGGCCGGUCCAGCAGGAUUAGCAGCUGCUAGGCAACUGCAUAACUUUGGAAUUAAGGUGACUGUGCUGGAAGCCAAAGAUAGAAUUGGAGGCCGAGUGUGGGAUGAUAAAUCCUUUACAGGCGUCACCGUGGGGAGAGGAGCCCAGAUCGUCAAUGGCUGCAUUAACAACCCAGUAGCACUCAUGUGUGAACAACUUGGCAUCAGCAUGCAUAAAUUUGGAGAAAGAUGUGACUUAAUUCAGGAAGGUGGAAGAAUUACUGACCCCACUAUUGACAAGCGCAUGGAUUUUCAUUUUAAUGCUCUCUUGGAUGUUGUCUCUGAGUGGAGGAAGGAUAAGACUCAGCUCCAAGAUGUUCCUUUAGGAGAAAAGAUAGAGGAGAUCUACAAAGCUUUUAUCAAGGAAUCUGGUAUCCACUUCAGUGAGCUGGAAGAACAGGUGCUUCAGUUCCACCUCAGCAACCUGGAAUAUGCCUGUGGCAGCAACCUCCAUCAGGUGUCUGCUCGCUCCUGGGACCACAAUGAAUUCUUUGCCCAAUUUGCUGGUGACCACACUCUCCUCACUCCUGGCUAUUCUGUCAUCAUUGAAAAGCUGGCUGAAGGACUAGACAUUCGGCUCAAAUCUCCAGUACAGAGUAUUGAUUAUUCUGGAGAUGAAGUACAAGUUACCACAACAGAUGGGACAGGGUACACAGCACAAAAGGUAUUAGUCACUGUACCACUGGCCUUGCUGCAGAAAGGUGCCAUUCAGUUUAAUCCACCACUGUCAGACAAGAAGAUGAAGGCCAUCAACAGCUUAGGUGCAGGGAUCAUUGAAAAGAUUGCCUUGCAAUUUCCUUAUAGAUUUUGGGACAAUAAAGUUCAAGGAGCAGACUUUUUUGGGCAUGUUCCUCCUAGUGCCAGCAAGCGAGGGCUUUUUGCUGUAUUCUAUGACAUGGAUCCCCAGAAAAAACACAGUGUGUUGAUGUCGGUGAUCGCUGGGGAGGCGGUGGCCUCCCUUAGGAACCUGGAGGACAAGCAGGUGCUGCAGCAGUGCAUGACCACACUCCGGGAGCUGUUCAAGGAGCAGGAAGUCCCAGAUCCCACAAAGUAUUUUGUCACCCGGUGGAGCGCAGACCCCUGGAUCCAGAUGGCAUACAGUUUUGUGAGGACAGGUGGGAGCGGCGAAGCCUAUGAUAUCCUUGCUGAAGAAAUACAAGGAACCAUCUUCUUUGCUGGUGAGGCAACAAACAGACAUUUUCCACAAACUGUUACAGGGGCAUAUUUGAGCGGUGUUCGAGAAGCAAGCAAGAUUGCAGCAUUUUAAAUAGAAUUUGCCUGGACCCAGCUUUCAUUGGUACUCCAAGUGAGAAAGUUUGAAACACAAAACCUCACUUUCAUAAAAUCAAACAAUGAAACCCUCUUUGGAUAACAAAAUUGAAAUGUUUCCAAGGUAGUUUGAUAAUGUAAACCCAUGUUACCACUCUGAAAGCAUUAGCCCUAAAAAUCAUUUUAUAAGCACUUACAUUUAAUUGCAUUUUCCACAAGUCUAGUGCUAAAUCUUCUGCAUUUCAGAGUAAGACAGAAUAUAACCUUAAGCUAAGACCUUGGAUAUGAUUCUUCAAUGGUUGGAAACUCUUUCAAAUUGACUUUUUGUUUGGCUGGUCAGUUUUCACACAUUAAGAAAUCAAGCCAAUUAAGCAGAAAUCCCUUAAAAAACAAACAAACAUACAGCCAUGUAUUUUUCUUCUGACAGUUUAUCACUGUCUUUGCCAAUGAGCCUUAAGAUUUUUAUAUAGCUCCAAUGUUGAGCUUUUACUUAAAAUUUAGAUAGAAAUCUUUCCUUUUUGGAUAGAGACAAACUCUUCAGGCAAAAAUGAAGCUUCUAGACUAUUUUAUACUUUCUAUUGGGUAUUCAAAAGAAAUUUAAAUUCAGGUAUCUUUUGUGACAUUUUAGAUCUGUGUACUCAUUGGCAAAAGAGCAAAAUUUUCAAUUCUUAAACAGUACAGGUUUGUACCAUUGAAAAUGGGGUAGAGUGUGGUCUUCACACUUUAGACAUAGACUAUAAGGGCUAUUUUUCCUUGAGCCAAGUCUGCGAGGAUGGCACACUUUAAAUAGCCUUAAUUUUGGCAACUACUAGCAAAAAUAUCUUGUCACAAUAAAAACCUCUUAAAAUAACUGAUUCAGCUAUAGGAAGUUUUCACAAUAUUGUUUCAAUAUUCCAUAGGCAGGUCCACUGGAAAACUGUGAUCUCUUGGUAAAUAUUAUAUUUUAUAAGCCAUAUUGUAAAAGCCUGAGAACAUGGCAAAUGUUUUCACUCAUGACCAAAAAAAUAUUUAAAAGACACUGGUUUCAGGGUCUUCAGGAUGCUUAUCUUGCCAAGAAAUUUCAGUUUAUGGGUAAAAACAUGGAUAACUUAAGUGCUUUUGUUUUAAAGUCUUUGAAUAAUUUUUUGAGUUGUAUUGGUCUGCUUUAAAAAAAAAAGGACUCAAAAGGGAGGGUUAAAGCCACUUUUCAAAAUAUUAGGUAUUUUAAAAAUCUAGUCAGCUUAUAAAUACAAAGUAUCAUAUGCAAAGAAUGUGUGGCGAACUUAAGACAUACUUCCCUCUCCGUCAAAGUAUGAUACAAAUGAAAAAUAUAGUAUAUUAGUUUCAGAGUUAACAGGGAAAUGUUGGUAUUUGAGUUAUCUGAUGAGACUUGUCGGUACUACUUGGGAAGUAUUCUGCUUUAAAGUGUUAUGUAUUAAAACAUGUAAAGAAUAGUAUGUGUUAAGUGAUAGAUGCAAAAUAUUGUACGUUUGAAAUGGUUCCCAGUAAAUUAUUACUUUAGUCUCUGGGCACUUGUGUUACAAAGGAAAAACCUACUUAAUAAAGUACGGUAGAUGUGUGUUUAAAAAAGAAUCCUCAUUUCUCACCUCAAGUGUCUACACCUGACGUUUUGUUCUUUAAGGAACCAUGGUACUUUUCUUUGGAGUUUCUUUGAAUAUGUUUUUCAUUGUUCUGAAGAUUUUGUAAUUAAGCAGCUGUGAAUAUACAAUGUUUUAACUGCAGAUUGUGAACAGCUACUUGUGUAAAACUACUUAAUAAAAAUUAGAUUUGUUUUU
Messenger RNA from Phyllostomus discolor (pale spear-nosed bat), 4855 nucleotides. RefSeq names its product lysine demethylase 1B (gene KDM1B). Gene Ontology annotation, molecular function: zinc ion binding; oxidoreductase activity; protein binding. Bases 616 to 3078 code for a protein of 820 amino acids. The record is from RefSeq and is a predicted model, not a curated record. Lineage: Eukaryota; Metazoa; Chordata; Mammalia; Chiroptera; Phyllostomidae. The transcript has 22 exons.